Messenger RNA from Talaromyces amestolkiae, 1008 nucleotides. RefSeq lists its product as uncharacterized. The transcript is spliced from 4 exons. The coding region runs from base 1 to 1008 and encodes 335 amino acids. The record is from RefSeq and is a predicted model, not a curated record. Lineage: Eukaryota; Fungi; Ascomycota; Eurotiomycetes; Eurotiales; Trichocomaceae.
AUGACAAAAUCAAUUUUGAUUAUGACUGUUACUGGUAAUCAGGGGUCGGCGGUCGCCGAUGUGUUUCUCAACAAGCCGGGAUGGAAAGUCAAGGGUCUAACACGCAAUCCAUUAUCGCUUGGAAGUCAAACCCUGGGUGAUAGGGGUGUUGAAAUCCUUCAAGGAGAUGUCAACGAUGUUGACUCGCUCAAAGCUGCUUUCCAGGGAGUAGAUGUCAUCUUUGGCAACACUGUAUUCUCUGACGCUAUGUCAAAUCCAAACAGCCCAGAUUUGGCCUUAUUGAAACCCGGUCAGAAUACGAGAGUGUUGAGUUAUGACUUGGAGCUUCAACAGGGCAAGAAUAUUGCGGAUGCGGCUGCAAAUGUUCCCUCACUUAAAAGGUUCAUUUGGUCUUCGCUUUCCGAUGCCACUAAGUGGAGUAAGGGAAAAUAUAAGGGCGUGUAUCAUUUCGACUGCAAAGCCCAUGUCGAGGAUUAUAUCAGUAGAACGUAUCCCGAAUUGGCACAAAAGACGUCUGUCUUACAGAUGGGUUUGUUCAUUACAAAUUGGAAAUGGGGAAGGACAUCCGUUCCUUGGCAGAAGUUACCCGAUGGAACCAUGCUUCUGAAGAUACCCGGUAGUGGCAAUGAGCCGAUCCCGUUGGUCCAUACACAAGACACCGGGAAUUUCGUGGAUGCCUUACUGAAUCUUCCAGCAGGCACGAAUAUGCUUGCAUUCGGUGACCGUCUGACAUGGCCGGACUAUGUGAAACUUUGGAGCGAUAUAACGGGUAUUCCAGCAGUUUUUGAGAAGACUACUGUCGAAGAACACAGCAAACUAGCCCCUGCAGAUCAUAGCGCAGAAAUGGCUGAGAUGUACGGCUACAUGCAGGAAUUUGGAUUCCACGGAGGAGAUCCGAGCGUCUUGUACUCUAGGAAUGUCAAACCUGAAAUCCCAUGCACGCGUGUUGCCGAUUACAUCAAAUCAGAAGACUGGUCACAUGUAGGGGAUCCUAAUAUCACAAAGUAG